AUCAGACCUACAAAAAUGACGGCUAAACAAGGCUAUAUAAUUGAAGAAAUGUCACAAGAUGUUGCUAUUUUGUUGUUUUUGUUAGCCACACCAUAUAAGCGUAUCAUCAUUGAACAAGCGAAACUACCUUUGAGCGCUUGGUUUGUCUACAACUACUACCCGUACUUUGACGUAAAUUUUAAGAGACGGGACGCAAUGGGACAAAACCAAAGUGGAGGCCAUGGUCCUGGAGGUGGAAAAAAGGACGAUAAGGAUAAGAAGAAGAAAUAUGAGCCUCCCAUUCCUACCAGAGUAGGGAAGAGGAAGAGGAAGUCGAAGGGGCCUGAUGCUGCUAGCAAGCUACCUCUGAUCACGCCACACACCCAAUGCAGGCUGAAGCUCCUGAAGCAGGAGCGGAUUAAAGACUAUCUGCUGAUGGAGGAGGAGUUCAUCAGGAAUCAGGAGCAGAUGAGGCCUCUGGAGGAGAAACAAGAAGAGGAAAGGUCAAAGGUCGAUGACCUGAGGGGAACCCCCAUGUCGGUGGGAACUCUGGAGGAGAUUAUCGACGACAACCACGCCAUCGUGUCCACCUCUGUGGGCUCGGAGCACUACGUCAGCAUCCUGUCCUUCGUGGAUAAGGACCUUCUAGAGCCAGGGUGCUCCGUCCUCCUCAAUCACAAGGUUCAUGCCGUCAUCGGGGUGUUGAUGGAUGACACCGAUCCAUUGGUCACCGUGAUGAAAGUGGAGAAGGCUCCUCAAGAAACCUAUGCUGACAUUGGAGGACUGGACAGUCAGAUCCAGGAGAUUAAGGAAUCAGUGGAGCUGCCUCUGACACACCCGGAGUACUAUGAGGAGAUGGGAAUUAAACCUCCCAAAGGUGUCAUUCUCUACGGGGCACCAGGAACAGGAAAGACGCUUCUGGCCAAGGCUGUGGCCAACCAGACGUCGGCUACGUUCCUGCGUGUGGUGGGCUCCGAGCUGAUCCAGAAGUACCUGGGUGACGGACCCAAGCUGGUGCGAGAGCUCUUCAGGGUGGCGGAGGAACACGCCCCGUCUAUUGUCUUCAUCGACGAGAUCGAUGCUAUUGGCACCAAGAGAUAUGACUCCAACUCUGGAGGUGAGAGAGAGAUCCAGAGGACCAUGUUGGAGCUUCUCAACCAGCUGGACGGAUUUGACUCCAGAGGAGACGUCAAGGUCAUCAUGGCCACCAACAGGAUCGAGACCCUGGACCCUGCCCUCAUCAGGCCAGGACGGAUUGAUCGCAAGAUCGAGUUCCCCCUGCCCGACGAGAAAACCAAGAGGCGCAUCUUCAGUAUUCACACCAGCAGGAUGACCGUGGCCGACGACGUGACCCUAGACGAGCUCAUCUUGGCCAAAGACGACCUCUCCGGGGCUGACAUUAAGGCCAUCUGUACUGAGGCUGGGCUCAUGGCUCUUCGGGAGCGCAGGAUGAAGGUCACCAACGAGGACUUCAAGAAGUCCAAAGAGAACGUCCUGUACAAGAAGCAAGAGGGCACACCAGAGGGGCUUUACCUCUAACCACACAGUUGUGUUCCAGCCCCCAGCACCCUCUCCCCUGUUGCAGUGUGAGCGAGAGGGGGGAAAUGCAUUGUUUCCACUGAAUGGACCGGUUUUGUUAUUUUGUAUACACAUAGUUUUUGGCUUCCUGUUUUUAUCUCCCAUUGUUAUAUAUAAUGAAAUAAAUGCCUGAAUAAACAG
Molecule: messenger RNA, 1698 nt
Organism: Clupea harengus (Atlantic herring)
Lineage: Eukaryota; Metazoa; Chordata; Actinopteri; Clupeiformes; Clupeidae
Product: 26S proteasome regulatory subunit 4-like
Molecular function (GO): ATP binding; ATP hydrolysis activity
Source: RefSeq, a predicted model, not a curated record